CACCAAUUGCUUUUAUUAUCAUAAUUGAUUUUGCAUAUUUUGCAAUUGGAUCUGCUUUAAAUUCUAUUAUAAAAAUCGUAAGACGAAUCGAAGAACAUUCUAGGAGAAAGAUUGAUAAUGUUCAGUCUACUGCGAUAAAAGAAGCCAUCCUUAA
Molecule: messenger RNA, 154 nt
Organism: Racocetra persica
Lineage: Eukaryota; Fungi; Glomeromycota; Glomeromycetes; Diversisporales; Gigasporaceae
Source: the annotation of a GenBank genome assembly